UCGAUACGUAGUGUUAUUACAGACAAAGACAAGAAAAAAAUGUAAAUAUGAUAACAAAUACGAUAACAACGACUUUACAGAUACUAUAUAGACUAACCUAGGUAUCACUAUAACAAUGUAUAGAUAACAUCAAUGGAUGCAAAAUAUCAUCUGAUCGACACGGUCUGUUAUUUCAUCAUGUGAUCAACAGGAAGAGAUAGCCGGGUCCUUAUGAGCGAGUGGCCAUGUUCAACCAGCUAAGGGUUUGUCAUAGUUAUUAUUCCAUGAAGUAAAUAUACAGUUUCUGACCAUGGACCAGCGUUGGGCACAAGAUGUGUUACGGUGUCAUCUCUGUGAGACCCCUAGCCCUCUUAUGAUUUGUGACGUUUGCCACAUACACCUGUGUAAAGCAUGUGUAGGGGAACAUCUUGCAGACCUUACCACAGAUCACAUAGUUGCACCAAUAACAAACCACACAUUGGAUUCUUCUGAUGCUGAGUCCUCUCAACCAAACAGACCGCUCAUCGAUGUACCACAUAUAGUUACAACUAUAAACACCGAAUAUGGAUAUUAUAAACUACGUAAUGUGUCAUGCCAGUGUGAUAAAGAGAUUUGGACGUGUGGCGAGGACAAAAUAAUGAGACUCUACAACCACCGCAAGGAACUAAUGAGGAUAAUCCAAAGCAAAUCAGGGAACAAUCCAGCGGACAUAGCAGUGACAAGGAGUGGGGAUUUAGUUUAUACUGAUUACAAUGAUAGAACCGUGAACAUAGUGAAAAAUACACAGAUACAGACAGUGAUCAGAGUACAGGGAUUGAGACCUUGCGGUGUCUGUAAUACCUCCUCUGGUGACCUCUUGGUUGUCAUUGACAGUGAUCACGAUGAUGAACAAACAAAGGUUGUGCGUUACUCUUGCUCCAAAGAGAAACAAAUCAUUCAAUACGAUAAAAAAGGACAACCUCUCUAUUCGUCAAGUGGUACCUGUAAAUACAUCAUGAUCAGUGAGAACAGGAACCUAGAUAUCUGUAUGUCUGACAGUAGCGCUCGUGCAGUAGUGGUGGUCAAUCAGGCCGGGAAACUCCGGUUUACCUACACUGGUCCUCCCUCUACUACCAAGGGAUCAUUUGAACCAUUGGGCAUCACAACAGACAGCCAGGGUCGGAUCCUGAUAACAGAUUUAAACCUGAACAAACGCUGUAUCCACAUCCUGGAUCAAGAUGGGAAGUUUCUCCGCUUCAUUGAAAACUGUGAUUUACAGUGGCCAUGGGGUUUAUGUGUGGACUCCAAAGACAACCUCUAUGUUGCUGAAUUAAGAUUAGGUAACCUGAAGAAAAUACAAUAUUGUAUGUAAACAAAUUUUGUAAGAUUGAAUGUAAGUGAUGAAUAUAUUAUGAGUUUUAUGGUUCAUUAUAGAGAAUGACUCUCCGGGAGUAGAGAGCGCUCUACACUACAUGUAUAUGUGUGAUUACUAAAUUAAUUUAAUGGAAGAACCAUCUACCCUAAUUAAAGAAAUGUUGGAAUAUCA
Molecule: messenger RNA, 1504 nt
Organism: Magallana angulata
Lineage: Eukaryota; Metazoa; Mollusca; Bivalvia; Ostreida; Ostreidae
Exons: 2
Coding region: 290-1330 (346 amino acids)
Biological process (GO): protein polyubiquitination; negative regulation of translation; proteasome-mediated ubiquitin-dependent protein catabolic process
Molecular function (GO): ubiquitin protein ligase activity; zinc ion binding; translation repressor activity
Source: RefSeq, a predicted model, not a curated record